CAGGCGCGGAAGCCGCAGGAGGCGCCGAUUCCAGUCCCACUUUCCCGGCUUCCUCUGCCUUCUCCUUGCACACUGGGUUACGGUUGUAGGUGACUCUUGCUCCAACCCCAGGGGGCCGGUGGCAGGUGACCAUGGAGCGGGCGCAAGGUGCCGAGCAGCAGGCGCCCGAGGGGCCGGCCCAGAGCGAGGCUCCGCGAGGGCCCCAGGAGGACCAGGGGCAGCUCCUCUAUCGCGAGGAAACUAUUGAUCUCGGUGGAGACGAGCUGGGGUCAGAAGACUCGAAUCACUUAGUGGACAAGCUCGAUGAGCCCAUGAUGGAGAGCGUCCUCAUCUCUGAUUCCCCGAACAACAGCGAGGACGGCGCGGGGGACCUGGGUUGUUUGCAGGAUGUCGUGGAGACCGCAGAAGGCGGCGCAGAUCGCAGACGGGAAGGCGGCGUCGGUGAAGAAGCGCUGGACGCUCUGAGUGAGGACGGUGAAAGUGAGGGAGAGGACACACCUAAAGGCGUCUCGGACAUGACCCCCGACAGCGGAGCAUCGUUGAAGGAGGGCCCAGAGCAAGAGGAGGUGAAAGACCUGCCCGCCUUUGAGCACGAGGCUGCAGAGGACUUGGGCCCAGGGCACGUGAGGGCGCCCGCGGCGGGGCCGGCACUGUCCCCCCAAGACGAGCCGGUGCCCGUGUGCACCAUCUUCAGCCGGCCGCCGCCCGCCGGCUCGCAGCCCCAGGUCCUGCGCGACGGCUUCGAGUCCCAGAUGGUGAAGUCGCCCAGUUUCAGCGGCGCGAGCGAAGCGGCCGCCAGGACCCCUCCUCAGGUGGUCCAGCCGAGCCCCAGCCUGAGCAAAUUUUUCGGCGACACAACCAGCACUAACUCCUUGGCCUCAGACUUCUUUGAUUCCUUCACGACCUCCACCUUCAUCUCCGUCAGUAAUCCCAACGCCAGCCCUUCGAUUCCGGAAAGCUUGUCUUCACUCGCCGCCACCCCGGUGGGAGAAAACUCCCUGGGCUCUGCCGCCCCUUCGUACUCCCCAGGGACGGAAAGAUCAGAGUCAGGUGUUUCCACAGCUUCUCUGGAAAUUCCUCAGUCUCCAAAACCGUUUUCGCAGAUCCAGGCUGUGUUUGCCGGGAGCGAGGACCCCUUUGCCACCGCCCUGAGCAUGAGCGAGAUGGACCGGAGAAACGACGCCUGGAUUCCCGGGGAGGCGACCAGGAGCGCGCUGAUGUCGGUCACCACCCAGCAGUACAGCACGGUGUUCGUGGGCAAGGAGGACCUCACCAUGCCGGGCCUCAAGUUCGACAACCUCCAGGGAGAUGCAGUUAAAGACUUAAUGCUUCGCUUCCUGGGUGAAAAAGCUGCAGCAAAGAGACAGGUCUUAAACGCCAACUCGGUAGAACAGUCUUUUGUUGGAUUGAAACAGCUCAUUAGCUGCAAGAACUGGAGGGCAGCCGUGGACCUGUGCGGGCGGCUCCUUACGGCCCACGGCCAAGGCUACGGCAAGAGCGGGCUGCCGACCAGCCAUACCGCCGACUCCCUGCAGCUCUGGUUCGUGAGGCUGGCGCUGCUGGUGAAGCUGGGCCUGUUCCAGAAUGCCGAGAUGGAGUUUGAGCCCUUCGGAAACCUGGAUCAGCCAGAUCUCUAUUACGAGUACUACCCGCACGUGUACCCUGGGCGCAGGGGCUCCAUGGUCCCCUUCUCGAUGCGGAUCCUACAUGCGGAGCUUCAGCAGUACCUGGGGAACCCCCAGGAGUCGCUGGACCGGCUGCACAGGGUGAAGGCCGUCUGCAGCAAGAUCCUGACAAACUUGGAGCAGGGCCUGGCGGAGGAUGGCAGCAUAAACAGCAUGGCCCAGGAGAACAGACAAGCCUCCGUGCAGCUGUGGCGGUCCCGCCUGGGCCGGGUGACGUGCUCCAUGGCCAACUGCCUGCUGCUCAUGAAGGAUUACGUGCUGGCCGUGGACGCGUACCGCUCGGUCAUCCAGUACUACCCGGAGCAGGAGCCCCAGCUGCUGAGCUGCAUCGGCCGGAUCUUCCUCCAGAUUGGAGACAUAAAGACAGCUGAAAAGUACUUUCAAGACGUAGAGAAAGUAACACAGAAACUGGAUGGACUGCAGGGUAAAAUAAUGGUUUUAAUGAACAGAGCUUUCCUUCACCUCGGUCAGAAUAACUUUGCAGAAGCCCACCGAUGCUUCACAGAGAUUCUAAGGAUUGACCCAGCAAAUGCGGUGGCCAACAACAAUGCAGCCGUGUGCCUGCUCUACCUGGGCCGACUCAAGGACUCACUGCGGCAGCUGGAGGCCAUGACCCAGCAGGACCCGCGGCACUGCCUGCACGAGAGCGCGCUCUUCAACCUGACCACCAUGUAUGAGCUGGAGUCAUCCCGGAGUCUGCAGAAGAAGCAGGCCCUGCUCGAGGCCGUGGCCAGCAAGGAGGGGGACUGCUUCAACACGCAGUGCCUCAAGCUGGCCUAGUUCCCGCCUGACGCCCGAGCCGACCAACCCCCUGCCCUGGCGUCUGCGAGCCGGCCUUCUCCACCCAGCCGAGGCCCAGGCCGCUCCAGCCGUUUGCACACGCGGGGUGAACGUGACCCGAGGGAGGGGGUCCAGGGCGCCUCGGCCCCUCCAGUGCAUUCCUGGAAGCUGACCUGCUUCGUGUGCUAAGCUGAGCCACGUAACACAAACCAUUCUCGCUCCAAGCCUGAAUGUUCUAGAGGAUUCACAGAUAGAUAAGGGGGAAGAGAGACCGUUCGUCCCCGCCCACGCCCCAAAGCGAACCGCGUCCACUCUGCUCCUCUGACCCUUCCCAGCCUGUGCUGGUCACCUCAGACGGGCCUGGUGACGGGUGAGCGGACCGGCCUUCCUCCUCCUGCACCUGCACAGCAGAGGGGGCGGGGGCGGGGACGCCUGGGGCUGGGUUCUAGAGAACUCGGGGCCCUACUGCACAGAACGAGGGCGGGCCUCACGGCGCAGUCACAUGUUCUCUCGGGUCUGAGGGUCAGGGCGUCUGCGGUCCUGUUUACACGGUCACUCCUGCCCUUAAAGUCUCUGAAGUACCUGAGUGCUUCUUCACUAAAGAACUCUGGGGCCAGGGUCCUUUAAAUAUCCAGCUAUUCUAAUACACUUUAAAAUGGAACUCACUUUAAAGACUCUGAGAUAAACAUCUAUUGCGUAAAGCAAAGCGAAGCUGUAUUUCUGGUCAUUUUUGUAAUAAAGUAAAAACACAAAUGCAGCAUCUACUGAGCAGAUGGUCCCAAUGGAAUUGUUGAAGUACAGAUUCAUUACACAUUAAAAUAAAUAGGAGAAAAAGAUGAGACCACCAAGAGGACUGUGGGAUACCAAGGAGGUUCUAAAAUCGUCUCUUUUCAAGAAGAAAGAUCAGAACUCCUUAUGUUUCAAAAGCCCCAAAAUACUCCAUUUUAAUUUCUUCACCUUGAGGGUUUUUCUUC
This is a messenger RNA of Kogia breviceps (pygmy sperm whale), 3439 nucleotides long. RefSeq names its product trafficking protein particle complex subunit 12 (gene TRAPPC12). Lineage: Eukaryota; Metazoa; Chordata; Mammalia; Artiodactyla; Physeteridae. Gene Ontology annotation, molecular function: protein binding. The record is from RefSeq and is a predicted model, not a curated record. Gene Ontology annotation, cellular component: TRAPP complex; Golgi apparatus.